AUGAAUUACAGCUCCUGUCACUGGAUCUUUGUAUGUCUCUGUAUUUUAACUCCAAGAAUAUGCAUCCUGGGGAAUCAGUCUAAUAUUGAGGCCAACAGGAAUGACAAACUCUCACUGCCUGGCUUUGAGAAUCUCACAGAAGGAUAUAACAAGUUCCUCAGGCCCAAUUUUGGUGGGGAACCUGUUCUAAUAGCACUGACUCUCGACAUUGCCAGUAUUUCUAGUAUUUCAGAAAGUAACAUGGACUACACUGCCACCAUCUACCUGCGGCAACGCUGGACAGAUCAACGGCUGGUGUUUGAGGGUAACAAGAGCUUUACUCUUGAUGCUCGUCUUGUGGAGUUUCUCUGGGUCCCUGACACCUACAUUGUGGAAUCCAAAAAGUCUUUUCUACAUGAAGUCACUGUGGGGAACCGAUUGAUUCGCUUAUUCUCCAAUGGAACUGUCUUGUAUGCUCUCAGAAUUACUACUACUGUUGCAUGUAACAUGGACCUAUCUAAAUAUCCCAUGGACACACAGACGUGCAAGUUACAGCUGGAGAGCUGGGGUUAUGAUGGAAACGAUGUGGAGUUUACAUGGUUGAGAGGGAAUGACUCCGUCCGUGGCCUAGAAAAUUUACGACUGGCUCAAUAUACUGUGCAGCGGUAUUUCACCUUAGUCACUAAGUCCCAACAGGAAACAGGUAAUUACACCCGACUGGUCUUGCAGUUUGAACUUAGGAGAAAUGUCCUUUAUUUUAUUUUGGAAACCUAUGUUCCUUCUACUUUUUUAGUCAUCUUAUCCUGGGUUUCUUUCUGGAUCUCUCUUGAUUCAGUACCUGCAAGAACUUGCAUUGGUGUUACCACUGUACUGUCAAUGACAACACUGAUGAUCGGUUCUCGGACAUCUCUGCCUAACACCAACUGCUUUAUAAAGGCCAUUGAUGUAUACUUGGGAAUCUGCUUUAGCUUUGUUUUUGGAGCCCUGUUGGAAUAUGCAGUUGCCCAUUACAGCUCCUUACAGAAGCUGGCAGCCAAAGACAGAGGGACUUCUAAGGAAGUAGAAGAAGUCAAUAUUACUAACAUCAUCAACAGCUCCAUCUCCAGCUUCAAGAGAAAGAUCAGUUUUGCCAGUAUCGAAAUUUCCAGUGAUAAUGUCAACUAUAGUGACCUGACAAUGAAAACCAGCGACAAGUUCAAGUUUGUUUUCAGGGAUAAAAUGGGUCGAAUUGUUGAUUACUUUACAAUUCAAAACCCUAGUAAUGUAGACCAUUACUCCAAAUUAUUAUUCCCUUUGAUUUUCAUGCUAGUCAACGUAUUUUAUUGGGCAUACUACCUAUAUUUUUGA
Gracilinanus agilis (Agile Gracile Mouse Opossum) is the source of this 1326-nucleotide messenger RNA. RefSeq names its product gamma-aminobutyric acid type A receptor subunit pi (gene GABRP). Bases 1 to 1326 code for a protein of 441 amino acids. Gene Ontology annotation, biological process: chemical synaptic transmission; nervous system process; monoatomic ion transmembrane transport. The transcript is spliced from 9 exons. NCBI's taxonomy places the organism in Eukaryota, Metazoa, Chordata, Mammalia, Didelphimorphia, Didelphidae. Gene Ontology annotation, molecular function: extracellular ligand-gated monoatomic ion channel activity; GABA-A receptor activity; neurotransmitter receptor activity. The record is from RefSeq and is a predicted model, not a curated record. Gene Ontology annotation, cellular component: synapse; neuron projection; membrane.